UGGCCCCGAUUUACCUGGCUUUGACCCCAAGGUGGCGGGGGCUGGGUUCCCCCCACUCGGAGAGGGCAAAGAGCUGGAGGGCAGCCCCUUGACUUUCCAGGGCAUCCUAGCCCCGCACUCAAAGGGGAAAGGGAAGCCGAGGAACGCCCGCUUGGGACCCAGGUAGCCUGGCUCCCCGGCUCCCUCUGGAGUCCUCCGGAAACUUUUUGCUGCCCUUCCCGGCGAGGGCACAACGCCCGGAGGGAAGGUUGCCUCGUCUGCCUCCUUCGCUCCCUCCCUCACUGGCUCGCUUGGUGGCUCCCCAGCAGACUGGGCCAGGGAAGGACUGGGGAGCCACUUCACCCACUGCUCUGCGUCCUCUUGGGGGCCUGUUCCUUCCUUCCUUCUCUCGCUGCCCCCCCCCCCCUUUCCCCCUAAUCCUGGGCCCAGGGCGGGCGGGAAAAAGCAAGGAUGCCGUCAGUGAUGGAGAAGAGCAGCUCUGGUUCUGUGAUCCUGUCCCGGAGUCGGGCCAAGACGGCGCCCAACGGAGGCCAGCCCCACUCAGAGGAUGACAGCAGCGAGGAGGAACACUCCCACGACAGCAUGAUCCGAGUGGGGACGAAUUACCAAGCGGUGAUUCCUGAGUGCAAGCCUGAGAGCCCAGCCCGGUACAGCAACAAGGAGCUGAAGGGGAUGCUGGUGUGGUCACCGAAUCACUGCGUAUCAGACGCCAAGUUGGACAAGUACAUUGCAAUGGCCAAGGAGAAGCACGGUUAUAACAUUGAGCAGGCCCUGGGCAUGCUGCUGUGGCACAAGCAUGAUGUGGAGAAGUCUCUGGCAGACUUGGCCAACUUCACCCCUUUUCCGGAUGAGUGGACCGUGGAGGACAAGGUGCUGUUUGAACAAGCCUUUGGCUUCCAUGGAAAGUGCUUCCAGCGCAUCCAGCAGAUGCUGCCAGACAAGCUCAUCCCCAGUCUGGUUAAAUACUACUAUUCUUGGAAGAAGACUCGAAGCCGUACGAGUGUCAUGGACCGCCAGGCCCGGAGGCUGGGUGGCCGAAAGGACAAGGAUGAUAGUGAUGAGUUGGAAGAGGGAAGAGGAGCCACUAGUGAGGGAGAGCCAGAUGCUGGGGACCCCAAGAGAGAGCCGCCCCCCACCCGACCCCUGAACGCCCGGCCUGGCCCAGGGAAGAAGGAGGCUCAACUGUCCCAGUACCGCCACCACCCUCUUCGGACCCGGCGCCGCCCACCCAAGGGCAUGUACCUGAGCCCUGAGGGCAUCACAGCCGUCUCUGGCAGCCCCGACCUUGCCAGUCUCACCCUUCGGGGCUUGGACUCCCAGCUAGUCUCCCUCAAGCGCCAGGUACAGAGUAUGAAACAGGCCAACAGCAGCCUCCGUCAAGCCCUCGAGGGCGGCAUCGAUCCACUCCGUCCCCCAGAGGCGAAUACCAAGUAUAAUUCCCGAUGGACCACAGAUGAGCAGCUUCUGGCUGUACAAGCCAUCCGAAGGUACGGGAAGGACUUUGGUGCCAUCGCGGAGGUGAUCGGGAACAAGACGCUGACCCAGGUGAAGACCUUCUUUGUGAGUUACCGCCGGCGCUUCAACCUGGAGGAGGUGCUGCAGGAGUGGGAGGCUGAGCAGGACGGGGCUGCCGGGGCCCCGGCUCCCCCCGACGAGGCUCGCAAGGGGCUCCCGGCCCCCGCCGCCGCCGCCGCCAGUGAGGAGGAAGAAGAGGUCCAGAUCACGGCAGUGUCGCGGGCAGUGGCGCCAGUGCAGCCAGCACCCCCUCCUCCCACCUCACUGUGUCAGCCACCUCCACUGCUUCGCCCCCCAUUGCCUACAGCCCCUACCCUCCUCCGCCAGCCCCCUCCUCUACAGCAGGGCCGAUUCCUCCAGCCGAGACUGGCUCCCAACCAACCACCCCCCCCUCUCAUCCGUCCUGCCCUUGCAGCCUCUAGACAUAGUACAAGGGGUGGCCCCCAGCCACCACCUGCUUUACUAGGGGGCCCCUCAGAGCCCCCACCCCCUUCACUCUGAGUCCUUACCCCCUAUCCCCACCCUGGGCACCACCUGCUUCAGUGAGGACAGAUGGAAUGGGCACCUCAGCCCCCCACCCUGCAGCAGAUGAUCACGGGCCUGUGAUGGGCACAACCUAAGACAUGUGGGCUGCUGGCAGACGGGAAGUGAGGCCAGCAUCUGGACACUGGCAUUUGUAGGGGUUGGACAGCUGCUCCUCUCCCCCCCCCCCCCACCAAGUACCAGGAGCGGGACCUUUAGCUCAAGGCAGCCCCCUGGCCAACCCUGUGCCUGCUUUGUGGAGCUGCUCGAGCUCCAGACUGGAAUGUUGCCUCUGGUUGAACGUUUCUCUGGGAUUUUCCUCCCUCCUUCUCCCAGCCCUGUCUCUCCCUGGUAGUGGGUAUGUUAGUGACUGUAGAGUAGAGCUAAAUUAGGGCAGGCAGAAGGGCUUAG
Molecule: messenger RNA, 2448 nt
Organism: Vombatus ursinus (common wombat)
Lineage: Eukaryota; Metazoa; Chordata; Mammalia; Diprotodontia; Vombatidae
Gene: RCOR2
Product: REST corepressor 2
Exons: 12
Coding region: 451-2016 (521 amino acids)
Biological process (GO): negative regulation of DNA-templated transcription; regulation of transcription by RNA polymerase II
Cellular component (GO): histone deacetylase complex; transcription regulator complex
Molecular function (GO): transcription corepressor activity
Source: RefSeq, a predicted model, not a curated record